Molecule: messenger RNA, 3296 nt
Organism: Cornus florida
Lineage: Eukaryota; Viridiplantae; Streptophyta; Magnoliopsida; Cornales; Cornaceae
Product: disease resistance protein RUN1-like
Exons: 4
Coding region: 114-3077 (987 amino acids)
Biological process (GO): defense response
Molecular function (GO): ADP binding; protein binding
Source: RefSeq, a predicted model, not a curated record
UCCAACAAAUUAUUGAAAAUAUUUUCAGUAAACUGGAAUAUUCAUCUCCAAUUGCUGCUGAUGAUCUGGUUGGGAUAGAGUCCCGUGUGGAGAAAGUGGAAUCAUUAUUACAUAUGGAGUUGGAUGAUGUUCGCUCUAUAGGUCUAUGGGGAAUGAGGGGCAUAGGAAAAACAACUAUUGCUGAAGCUGUUUAUGAUCGGAUCUCCCAUCGGUUUGACGAUAGAUGCUUUCUUGCAAAUGUUAGAGAAUUCUCAAAAAAUAAAGGUUUGGAAGCUCUACAAGAGCGUCUCCUUUCAGAAAUCUUAAAGGGAAGUAAUAUAAAGAUUACUUCUGUUGGUAGAGGAGUAAAUAUGAUAAAGAGCAGGCUAUGUCACAGACGAAUUCUUAUCGUUGUUGAUGAUGUGGAUCAACUAGAACAACUAGAAGCAUUAGGAAAGAAUGAUGGGUUUGGUUCUGGGAGUAGAAUCAUCAUAACAACAAGAGAUGAACAUCUGCUAACUACUUAUGGAGUGACUAAAAUAUACAAUGUGAAGGAAUUGAACUAUGGUGAAGCUAUGCAGCUCCUUUCUUGGAAAGCCUUUAAACAAAGUUUUCCUUCUGAAGAUUAUUUGGAGCUCGCAAACCAAAUAGUAGAUUACACCAGUGGGCUUCCAUUAGCUCUUAAAAUUUUGGGUUCCUUUCUAUUUGGUAGAACAAUGGACGAAUGGAGAUGUACAUUGAGGAAGCUGCAUAAAAUUCCUAACACAAAAGUUCUUGAAGUGCUUAAAAUCAGUUUUGACGGACUGGAUGAAAUGGAGAAGGAAAUCUUCCUUGAUAUUGCAUGCUUCUUCGAUAGGAAAAAGAAGGAUUUUGUAACAAGAAUACUCGACAGUUGUGGCUUCUACCCAGAGAUUGGAAUUUGUGUUCUCAUUCAAAAGUCUUUCAUAACUGUUUCAGAAAAUUUGCUUGUUAUGCAUGAUUUGAUAAAAGAUAUGGGUUGGUAUAUUGUUGAUCAAGAAUCUCCUGAGGAAGCCGGAAAACGUAGCAGGUUGUGGCGUCCAAAGGAUAUUCGUUCUGUGUUGGCAGAAAAUAUGGGGACUGAAAAAGUUAAUGGCAUAGUUUUGGAACUGGUCAAAGAGGAAGAUAUCACCUUUAGUAUUGAAAGCUUCACAAAGAUGAACAAACUAAGACUGCUCAUAUUCCACAAUGUGUUGUUUUCUCGUGGUCCUGCACAUCUUUCAAAUGAGUUGAAGUGCCUUGAUUGGCAUGCAUACCCUUCAAGUUAUCUGCCAACAAGUUUUCAGGCAGAGAAUCUUGUUGAACUCAAAAUGUGUUAUAGCGGCAUUGUACAGCUUUGGAAGGAAAUAAAGCUUCUAGACAAGUUGAAACAUAUUGAUCUUAGUCACUCCCGCAAGUUACAAAGGACCCCAGACUUCACAAAGGUCCCAAAUCUUGAGACACUGAUUCUUGAGGAUUGUACGAGUUUGGUGGAGGUUCACCCAUCACUUGGAGGUCUCAAAAGGCUUGUUUUCUUAAGUUUGAGAAACUGCACAAAUCUCAAGAGAUUUCCAAGCAGUAUUCAUUUGGAAUCUCUUGAGACUUUAAAUAUGUCAGGCUGCUUGAAGCUAGAAAAGUUUCCAGAAAUCUUGGGGGAUAUGGUAUGUCUAUCAGAACUUUAUAUGGAUAGGACCGCUAUAAAAGAACUGCCCUCGUCAAUUGAACAUCUCACUAGCCUUACUUCAAUAAAUUUGAGUGAAUGCAAAAAUCUUGCAAGUCUGCCAAGAACCAUUUGUAGAUUGAGCUGCCUAAAAACUCUCUAUCUCUCUGGCUGCUUACAAUUUGAGGAAUUGCCAGACGACCUGGGAAAUAUAAAAUGUUUGGAGGAGCUUCAUGUGCGUAAAACUGCUAUCAAACGACUACCAUCCUCCAUUAGUCUUUUGAAAGACCUCAAAGUCUUGUCUGUUGGUAGAUGCAAGGGAACAAUAUCUGAGUCGCCAUUUUUUUCACUUGUUUCGUCUUGGUUUUUACAAAGGAAAUGUGAAGAUUCUCUGUGUUUGGUGCUUCCCUCUUUAGCUGGUUUAUAUUCCUUAACAAAACUAGACCUUAGUGAUUGUAAUCUGUCGGAAGGAGGGAUCCCCAGUGACCUUGACAGUUUAUCCUCUUUGAGAGAGAUGAAUUUAAGCAGAAACAAUUUUGUUAGUUUACCUGCAAGCAUCGCCCGGCUCUCUAAGCUUCAAACUCUUGUGUUAGUAGGCUGUGAGAGGCUAGAAGCAUUACCAGAGCUUCCACCGCGUAUUGAGAAUUUAUUUGCAGAUGAUUGCCAAUCAUUAAUAAGCAUUGGAGAUCCAUAUGAAACGUUUGGAAGGCUGCAGAGGGUCACAUUCACUAAUUGCUUUAAGCUGUUGGAGAACAAAAUUUGGAGUGAAGAUUUGUUUGAGACGUGGCUGAAAUAUCUAAUGCUUCAGGAAGAGAUAAUUUUUCCUCCUUUUAGUAUUCUUUUACCCGGAAGCGACAUUCCAGAGUGGUUCAGCCAUCAGAGUUUUGGUACUAAAUUAUCUCUGGAACUGCCUCCAGAUUUGUUGAACGAGACAUUAAUAGGCAUUGGCGUGUGCGGUGUUUGUGACUUCGCAACUGCUAACUCGCAGACUUUUCCGGAGAAAAGAACUGAAGACUUGCUUAUUCAAAUCGAUGUCAAAUACCUUAACGCGGAACUCAGCUCUGUUGCCGGUUGGAUUCAGGCAGGUACGAACGUUGAUUCCGAACAUAUCUUGCUGUGCUUUUUUCCAGUUCCUAUGAACCCAACCACCUACCAAGUUGAUGUCCGCUGCUCUGUUGCAUCUGUUCAUCCGUCUAUUCCACAAGAACUAUGGCCUGACUCUGAUGAAAUUUUAUAUACGGAGUUGGAGAUGAAGUGGGGAGUCCGUCUAGUUUACGAGAGAGAUUUCGAAAGUUACCAGGAUGGGUGUGGGAAUUCGGGAAUAGUUGACGGGUUAGAUUCUGAUGAAGCACCAAUACUAGAAGACAAAAUUAUUCCUCAAGACCAUUACUAUGUCCCCACACUACAACGCCCUGAAGAACAUAGUUGUCCGGUAAUGUAGAGCUUGAUAUACACCAAGAUCCAACUCCGGGGGUCACAUGGGGCAUUUUGAUGGUAUUAGCACUUGUUAUGUUACCCUAGAACUUUAUGGUACUUUUAUUAUUAUUAUAGUGAAAUUCUUGCAAUUCUUGACAGGCCCUGAAUUUUGGAUGAAUCAAGAAAAUUUUGUGUGUUCUUGUUGUGUGUAUAAUCUCUUUCUUGCGUUUUUUUUUCUUAUUUA